GUUUUUUAAAAAAAUUCUAGCUUUCGUUCCUCGUUUUUGUUUUCUUUUCCUAUAACCUUCCCCACCAGAUGAUGAGAUAAUGAUGCAGCCACCCUCAAAAACAAAUGCUCGACACCAAACGGAGAGAGAGAGGGGUCAAAACCUCUCUUUUAUCUCGCUCUGAUCAUUGAUUCCAGUUGGGUUUGCAGAGAAACCAACUGGGUUUCGUCCAAUAUCUUUUGUUGAUGCAGUUCACAAGUGGGUCUUUUUUUUAUAAAAAAAAGUCUGGUCUUUGAUGAGUUUUUUCGGGUGGUAGGAGGAGCGAAAGAAGCAGAAAAAAAUAAAGUAGAGACCAUUAGAGAAACAAUCUCUUCUUCUUCCCAUCAAUAUUUCAGUCCAGAUUGCGUGGUACCAAGUGGGUCUUCUCCAGUUUCGCCCCUGCCAAGAUUUAUCUCAACUUCAUUUCUUGUAUGAUCUGAAAGUUGGUGCUGUUUGUGGACUUGAUUGCCAGACAUACUGAGGAAUAAAAAUGGGGCGAUCUUAAUGAGUUUCUCGGCCAUCGCUGGUGUUUUUCUCAAGCUUCCGAGGAUCUUCUUGAAGAUAUGUCGCUGGGUUUUAGUUAGAAUGGCUUUGAAUUGCAAGUUCUCUGGCUUUAAUUGCAGGCUUUCGGUUAAUAUAAAGCCAAGGAAAGUGAAGGGGCGACUGCUAUGUUCUAAUGGCGGUUGGAGGUGGAGGAGGAAGCUUCUCCUUCUCUGGGCUUUAGGGGGUAUUUUAGGAUCUAUAUGGUUUUUCUAUGAUAUGAAACAUGAUAGCGUCUCAAAGAGGAACGCCAAGAUUUCUGACAUGUGGCAGGAGAAAGCCCAAAUCUUGCAAGAGAGAUUUAAUGUCAGUAGAAAUCAUCUUCAUGCUUUAGCUUCUUUGUCUUCAAAAUCAGAAGAGAUAUCACCUUCCAAAUGUAUGGGAGAACCAGGAUUUGAAGAGCCAGCAAGCAAUAAUUUUGCUUGUCUGCAGAAAGAACUUUGUUCAGAGACGGAGAGGUUUCAAAAGCAGAAUGGAUGGAUGUUGGAUGGCAUUGAAGUGAAAUACCAAUACCAUGAUCAACAUGAAUACACUCCCACAAAAUUUAGCUUGACAUCUUUGGGUGACAAACUUGUACCAGUUGUUUUAUCUCAAGAUAUCAUGUGCUCUGCUUCACCUGAUGAUCUAGUCUUUGGAAAGAGCAUCUCACAGACAGAGGUAUUUGGGAACUACAAACAAGAGAAAUGUGUGAGCCAGUCCAGUUGUUUGUUGAAGAUAUGUUGGUUGGUCCUUGUUGGGAUAUUUGUGGGCUGGAAGAUUUCCAGUUUUUGUGGGCAACUGUGGAGCAAUAUAAAGCAGGAGGUUCAGCAGCAGCAGCCGCAUGUUCAGUUACAUCAGCGACAGAAGCAGCAACAUCACUCCCAUGGCUCUUCUAAAUAUGCCGGGAUGUGGAGGAGGAAGCUCCUAGUUAUUUUGGUCUUGGCUGGGAUUGCUGGGUCUGUCUGGUUAUUUUGGUACCUGAACAAGAAUAUCAAUCUGAGGAGGGAAGAGAUGCUUGCCAACAUGUGUGAUGAGCGUGCUCGUAUGUUGCAGGACCAGUUCAAUGUGAGCAUGAAUCAUGUCCAUGCCUUGGCAAUCCUCAUCUCAACAUUUCAUCAUGGGAAGCAACCUUCUGCUAUUGAUCAAAAAACAUUUGCAGAAUACGCAGAGAGAACAUCUUUUGAAAGGCCGCUUACUAGUGGUGUUGCCUAUGCUUUGAAAGUGUUGCAUUCUGAGAGGGAGCAAUUUGAGAAGCAGCAUGGUUGGACAAUAAAGAAAAUGGAGGAAGACCAGGCCCUCGUUGAAGAUUAUAUUCUUGAGAAUCUAGACCCUGCUCCCAUUCAAGAUGAAUAUGCUCCUGUUAUAUUCUCCCAAGAAUCUCUUUCCCAUAUCAUCUCUAUUGACAUGAUGUCUGGAAAGGAAGACCGUGAAAACAUACUGCGAGCAAGAGCAUCUGGAAAAGGAGUCCUGACAUCUCCCUUCAAGCUAUUGAAAUCCAAUAACCUUGGCGUGGUGCUCACAUUUGCUGUGUAUAAAACUGAACUCCCAUCCAAUGCUACACCUCAGCAACAUAUUGAAGCAACUGAGGGGUAUUUGGGUGCAUCUUAUGAUAUUCAAUCCUUGGUGGAAAAGCUUCUUCACCAGCUUGCCAGUAAACAAACCAUUGAAGUUAAUGUGUAUGAUACAACUAAUACUUCAGCACCCAUCAACAUGUAUGGUCCUAAUGUCACUGAGACAGGCUUGUUUCAUGUUAGCAACCUAGAUUUCGGGGAUCCAUUUCGGAAGCACAAAAUGCAUUGCAGAUUUAAACAGAAACCGCCUCCACCUUGGACGGCAAUAACAUCAUCAGUAGGAGCCCUGGUGAUCACAUUGCUUGUGGGUCAUAUAUUUCAUGCAGCAAUAAACCGAAUAGAGAAGGUGGAGGAUGACUAUCGUGAGAUGAUGGAGCUCAAAGUUCGAGCUGAAGCUGCUGAUGUGGCAAAAUCCCAGUUCCUGGCAACGGUUUCUCACGAGAUAAGGACUCCAAUGGUUGGUGUUUUAGGCAUGCUGCAGAUGCUGAUAGACACAGAGCUUGAUGCAACUCAGCUGGACUAUGCACAGACUGCUCAUGCCAGCGGGAAAGAUCUAAUAUCAUUAAUUAAUGAGGUCCUUGACCAGGCUAAGAUAGAAUCAGGCAGGCUUGAGCUUGAAGCUGUUCCAUUUGAUCUGCGUCCAAUCCUUGAUAGUGUAAUGUCGCUUUUCUCUGACAAGUCACAUGUCAAAGGCAUUGAGUUGGCUGUUUACAUCUCUAAUCGGGUGCCUGAAGUUGUCAACGGGGACCCUAGAAGGCUUGGGCAGAUAAUUACAAAUCUGGUUGGGAACUCAAUCAAGUUCACAGAGAAAGGGCAUAUAUUUGUCUCGGUGCAUCUAGCAGAAGAAUUGAGAGAGCCACCGGAAUUUAUGGAUGAAGUACUGAAGCAACAGUUGGGGCUGGAUCAAAAUGUUAUAGACACAUCUUAUAAUACAUUGAGUGGAUUUCCUGUAGUUGCCAGGUGGAAGAGCUGGGAGAAUUUUAAGUCAUUACGUGGCGUUAAUUCAACAGAAGCAAGUGAGACAACCAGAUUACUAAUAACAGUAGAAGAUACAGGUGUGGGAAUCCCACAAGAGGCACAGAGCCGCAUUUUCAUGCCUUUCAUGCAGGCUGACAGUUCCACCUCACGAACAUAUGGUGGGACAGGUAUAGGCUUGAGCAUUAGCAAGCGUUUGGUGGAUAUGAUGGAUGGCGAAAUUGGAUUUGUGAGUGAACCUGGGACUGGUAGUACAUUUGCAUUUACUGUGGCUUUGACAAAGGGACAGACAAGCUCCGUAGAUACAAAACACCAUCGGGUUGAAUCAACCAUCUCAGAAUUACAUGGACUGAGAGCAUUGGUGGUUGAUGGAAGAAGUAUCCGUGCUGAGGUCACAAGGUAUCAUUUGCAGAGACUUGGAAUAUAUGUGGAUGUUGCUCUUAGUCUGGAAUCUGCAUGUUCCUAUUUAUCAAAUGCUUGCAAUGGAAGUUGGUCAAGCCUUUUAGACAUGGUGCUUAUUGAUGAAGACGCUUGGGGUAAGGGGACAGGUUUUGCGCUCCUUUGUUUGCUCAAAGAACUAAAGCAAAGCAAGAGACACAAGGCCCCAAAGAUAUUCUUGGCUACAUCCACUAGUCCUACUGCACUUAAUGAGUUUAAAUUUGCCACUUGCGUAGAUGGUGUGAUAAUAAAGCCCCUACGUUUAAGUAUGAUGACCGCAUGUUUCCAACAAACCCUUGGAAUAGGACACCGGAAGCAGCAGGAUAGAGGGAAGGUUGAUUCUCUUUGGAGCCUACUAAGUGGAAAGCAGAUACUGGUUGUGGAUGACAAUAUUGUUAACCGCAGGGUGGCAGAAGCUGCCCUUAAGAAGUAUGGAGCUGUUGUUACAUGUGUGGAGAGUGGGAAGGCUGCUCUAGGGAUGCUUCAACCACCGCACAAGUUUGAUGCUUGCUUCAUGGAUCUCCAAAUGCCAGAGAUGGAUGGGUUUGAAGCUACAAGGCAAAUUCGCUGUAUGGAGGACAAGGUCAAUGAGCAGAUUAAAUCAGGGGAUGCAUCAAUUGAGAUGUUUGGGAAUCUGGAACAUUGGCACACACCAAUACUAGCUAUGACGGCUGAUGUUAUUCAAGCAACACAAGAAGAGUGCAUGAAAUGUGGGAUGGAUGGCUAUGUUUCAAAGCCAUUUGAAGAAGAACAGCUUUACUCAGCAGUGACACGGUUCUUUGAAUCUGGUUGAUAGAGCAGGACUAACAUGAUGGCAGUUUUUCCAUUGGUGGUCAGCACUGAAAUGUCAGAACAACUGCAAAUAUAGUCAGGGUGUUUGCUGAGCAACAUACCUCUCAGCUAUGAGGUGCUGCCCUAAGUUGGACAUUUUCUUGUGGUCCUCUCUGUUAGGGAAUGCUGCUCUAGUGACCGUAACUCCCAGGUUCUGUGAUUAUGAAGAAGAGAUGCCUGUAUGCAAGGGGAGAAUGAUCAAUAGAUGGCUGCCCAUUUCCUAGUGUAUAUAAUUACGGCAUAUAAACUGCACAGAAACAAAACAAAGAAGACAAACAGAGGACCAAUGUGACUUGCUCGGUGGUGUGCCCAAGUCUGGCCCAAAUAUGCUUUUUGUUGGAAAAUUGAUACUCAUUCUAAUCUGCCUGCCUGAGUGGCUCUGUAUUUAAGGAGAACGUUGAAGAUUUUGUUGCUGAUCUCUUUGUAAUAUGUCAUGAAUAAGAUCUGGGUUAAAUUCUUGUAAGCUUCUUUGCCAAUCACAAUGUAACAUAUUUUUUGGGCAUCAAAUAAUAGCUUCGCCAGUUCAUAUUUUUUGAAGAUA
Messenger RNA from Nelumbo nucifera (sacred lotus), 4893 nucleotides. It is a transcript of the gene HK2, whose product is annotated as histidine kinase 2. Lineage: Eukaryota; Viridiplantae; Streptophyta; Magnoliopsida; Proteales; Nelumbonaceae. Gene Ontology annotation, molecular function: phosphorelay sensor kinase activity. The record is from RefSeq and is a predicted model, not a curated record. Gene Ontology annotation, biological process: phosphorelay signal transduction system; phosphorylation. Gene Ontology annotation, cellular component: nucleus.